ACAUUUUUCAACCCGUUUUUCCCGUGGUGGCUUGAACGCACCCCGCGCUGUUGCUUUAAGAGGGCCGAGCUUCCCCAGCUCAGAGUCUGAAGCGCACUUUUUCAUCUACCUGCUGCCUUGCCGCUCUCCUCCGCCUUGAUUGGCCCUCUGGAGCCAAAUCCCCUUGAAUGAUUUCAAACCCGAAGACUUUGGACACAGAGGAGGAAGAGGAGGAGGAGGGAGGAAGAGGAGGAGGUGUUCGCUGGAAACUGGGCAGGGUGGAAGAGACGGAGCCCUCUCAGUCCAACCGAACGCACCAUCUCAUGACAGAGGUUUAUAUCCGCGGACAAAAAGCUGUUGCUGGCGGCUGGCCGCGUCCAGACGGUGGGAAAGGUGGACAGACUCGGACCGAAUUCGCCUUGGCGCUCUCUUUCUUUCAUUCUUUCUCUCUUUCUUUCCUUUUCGGUCGUUGUUUUUGUAUGAGCGCUCGAGUGGAGUGAUGUCCGGCGCGGGUGGUGUCUAAGCUGUGGGACGCGGUGUGCUGACCGGACUCGUCGCUCGAGACUAACAGGACCGGACCGGGAAUUCCCUCCGAAUAAGUAUCCAAAGGCAAACAGUUGACUAGUGGAGAAAUGGGAGUACCGGCAGUUGUCUCCGGGCUCCAUUGAGGCUUUUCUUUACCGGGUCAAAAGGGUUUAGGGGGGGUAGAGCGUUCAGCUCGUGCACAGGUUGCCAUAGCAUCACAUUCACAUCUUCCACUCCUUUCAGAGCCCAGGGGUCUUCACGUUUUGGACAAUGUGCUCGUUUCUCAACACCGUUCCUCAACUCGGGUCGGGGUCCUCGCAGUAAAUUCCGAGCCGCAGGAUUCCACGCACUGAGAUUCAGAGCCACAGUCAUGGCCAAGAAUCCCUCGGACGGGGCCAAGGAUGACCUGAGCCAGCUGACGGACGAUGACCUGCUGCGUUGCAGCAAAGAGGAACUGGUGAGGAAACUGAGGAGGGUGGACGGCGAGAAGAUGAACUUGAUGAUCGAGCACGGCAACAUGAUGAAAGACAUCAACCGGCGGCUGCAGGUGCACCUGCACGAGAUCCGCAGCCUGAAGGAGGUCAACCAGAAGCUGCAGGACGACAACCACGAGCUCCGGGAGCUCUGCUGCUUCCUGGACGACGACAGGCAGAAGGGCAAGAAGCUGUCCCGGGAGUGGCAGCGCUUCGGCCGCUACACUGCCAGCGCCAUGUGGAAGGAGGUGGGCGCCUACAUGAUGAAGCUCAAGGAGCUGGAGGCCAACCAGGAGAGCGUGUUGAGGGAGAACUCCGAGCUCAAGGAGAUCAUCCUCAUGCUGGACGAGGAGAGGAACGGGGCCGGCUCCAGGAGCUCCAUAGACAGCCAGUCCAGCCUCAGCAACCUGAACGGCGGCGCCGGGACGGUGAGGGACGUCGGAGACGGGAGCAGCACGUCCAGUACGGGGAGCGCGGGCAGCCCGGAUCACCACAAUCACAACCACGCGCACAAGCCCACGGAAAACAGCAAGAUGCCCACCAUGAGGAGGUCGAUGGAUGACCUGUCAGCUCCACAUCAUCACAGGAGCAUCCCCAACGGACUCAACGAUUCCUCCUCCAACUACAUCAGGCAGUUGGAGACAAAGGUCCGGAUACUGGAGGACGACAACAAUAAGCUCCUCUCUCAGGCCCAUAACCGCUAUAGCUUAUCACAGAUACAGAUGAAAAAGCAGUGCAACCCAGGUGACCUCCGAGCCCUGAGGAAGGGAAUGACUCUGUACCACUCCGAGUCCCAGCUGUCCUCGCUGCCCCAGCGCCAGGAGGCCAUGCACAUGGGCACAAACCGCCUGCCAACCAGCGAGUCGUCUCCUGCCACCGGCUACCUGUCCUGCGUCCAGAAGCCCGAGGCGGUGGUGCACGCCAUGAAGGUUCUAGAGGUCCACGAGAAUUUGGACAAGCAGGCUCCCGAGGACUACGAGGACGAUCUGAGUGAGAAGGAGAAGGCCAUCGUGCGAGAAAUGUGCAACGUGGUGUGGCGAAAACUGGGCGACGCCGCCGGAUCAAAGAUGUCCAUCAGGCAGCAUCUCUCUGGGAACCAGUUCAAGGGCCCGCUGUAGCACCGCGCCAACGACCCGGCUCGCCUACAUCCACCCUGAGGGGGGGAGGGAAGGGAAACGCCACCGCAUCAAACCUGCCGACACCACCCAUCACUCCACGCAUCCUGCAGAAAACGCCCUCUUUCGGGACCGACUGAGACGGCUACAGGACGGACUGCGUCGUCUUGAUAUUUACAUGUACAGUAGAAUCAUCUCACGAUCGAUGGUGAAGGUGACCACUGGCAGCUAGUUGACCCACUUUCCGUCAGUCUCAAACACUCUCACCGCUCUGCUGGCCUCCUGCGAGAGCGUGGCGGCGCUCUCGCAAGCCGGUGGUGCAACAUGGUUUCAAGCACAGACGCGACGAAGCCGCAGGAGCCGAGGCCUCAACCCCGCAUGCUACGGGGGCUCAAAAGUGCCACGAUGCGACAAAUAAUUUGUCAAAUAAAUACUCUGAAUUAGUGGUGGGCAAAAUAGAAUUGCUAUAACAAUAGAAGUUACUAUAUGUUCCAUCUUUUUUUUUUUUUUUUUCAGGUGUGGUUGUGACUGUGUGUCACAGCAAACAGAGCCCCCACAGAAACAAAUAGUGCUCCUGAAUAACAUUCCCACUUGUAAUAAGCUGUUUAUUGAUCCAGAUCACCAAACUUGCACAUGGUAAUGGUAUGUUCAAAUAUAUUGAUUCUUAUGUUGAACAAACAGUGGAGAAAAUGGUAAAGCUAACAAUCUCAACAGUAAUUACAGUUUUGGGUGAUUUUCAAACAUCAAUUGGAAUUUAUGGUGACAACGCGAAAUCAAAAUUCUUAUCGUGAUACGAAAUGUAUCGCGAUAAACGGUAUACAAUGCGAUAAAUGCUCACUUCUGCUUAAAACUUCAGCUACGGUAGAUACAUUUCAAAAACAAACCUCAGUAUUUACAUAAAUGAUUCAGUAGUUUAUUAAAUUAGUUAUAGAAACUGAACCUGCUUUGAUAUUUAUUUAUUUCACGUUUGAGCAAUAAAAUGAAUUCAAAAUGUAACACAUGAUCUGGAAAAAAUAAAAAGUAAAAAUCAAUUCGACCAGAUUUUCUUUAAUACAACUUUGCAUUUCCAAAACUAUUUCAACAUCUAUGCAACUAUAAAUAAAAGUACUUAUUUCUCGUAUUUCCAAUGCCAUAUUCAUUUUGCGACUCAUUUUUGCGAAUCUUGGCACUUUUGUUCCCACACGCAGCAGAGCUGAGAGGGCGACUGUGUGGCCGAAUUUUUAGACAACUUUUAGUAGUAACCCCUCUAUAAAUAAAUGUGAAAAGAAAAAAAACAACUAACUCCUGUCUCACGGACCUUCCCACACCCUACUGGUCAACGAGUAUAAUUAGGAUUAGCAUUCUGAGACGUUAACUUAAAUGAAACCCACUGUGAUUCAUGAGUCUAUGACUAUAAUUACGACUAGGGAUCUCUGUUGACUUGUGUAUAAUGUGUAUGAAACCAUAGCACUACUUUGUGUUGAUUUGACGUUUUCUCUGUUUUGUACACUAGCGUGGCCACUUGAGCAAAUGUGUUUUUUGUUGAUUUUUUUUUUUCUGUUUGGAAAGCACACUCAUACUCUGACCUUCAAACCGGGUUUGCUUUUGGUAUUAACCCUUUAUUAUUAUUGUUAUUAUUGUUGUUGUUUUUUUGGGGGAGGAGGAGUGGGGGGGGGCGUUGUUCCAGAUUGACCUUUAUGACACCUUCUCAAUUGAACCUCUGAAAAUGUGCCGAGGCCAUUCGGAUUCUUCAGAUGAUUUUAUGACUUUGUGAAAAAAAAGAAAAAAACAAACAAACAAACAAAAAAAGCUAAAAACUUUGGAUGCUGUGUGCUUGUCAGACAAUCAUUUUCUCAGGUUGGGAGGGCGAGAGCUUUACCUUCACCCAUCUCUGAGUCUGUGUGUGUGUGUGCGUGUGUGUGUGGUGUGUGUGUGUGUGUGUGUGUGUGUGUGCGUGUGUGUGUGCGCGCGCAAAUGAAGACAGGAUGGUUUUCUUGCGGCUGUGGCAUCUGUUUGCGGCGCAAUGCAUUUUCUGAAUCCACGCAGGAGCUUACCAACUGCAAUAAGAUGUUUGAAGGUCUAACCGUAGGCGCACUACGCUUUUUUAUUAUUUUAAGGAAAUCUCUAAAUUAGAUUCUUUCUGUCAUGGAUUCAGCAGGUGCACGAGUUCUUUCUACUUUUACCUUUUCAAUCUUAGAAGUAUGUCUUCCCCUUGAUGUCUUUACACCACGAAACUUUGUAAAAAAAAAAAAAAAGAGUAUUUCUUGAUGUCAGUAUGAGCAAUUUGAUCAUUGUAUUUAUUGCCAGGUUUAACAUAGAGGCUGGGGGAGCAAAACAGGUUCAUGAAUUGAUUAUUUGUAAUCGACCUGUAAUGGAAGGGAUGGAAGGGGCUCUCUGGCGACAUUUGUCCCAGUCACCUUUCCGACCUUUCUGUCCCUUUGAACGGUAAAAAAAAAAAAAAGGCAAUCAAAGUAUUCAUUUGAAAGUGUCCUUUUUUUCUAGGAACUGCUUUAAAGCCAUGGUACAAUUUUGAAUACUUAAAACAAGCAAAGAAAAAAAAAUGUUAAAAAAAAAGAAGUGGCGUUUAGUUUGAAAUUUGCCACAUUUUCCUCGGUUAUGUUUCGAUUUGGUACCCUACUACGUUUUUUAUUGUUAUUAUUAUUAUUGCUUGAAAUUUGUUCUCUUUAAUGCUCCUUUUUACACCUGUAUGCUAAAACCCACGGUCCAAAUCUGUCGGAUUUUUGGUCCAAACGUCAAUCUUGUAGCAACUGGCAUGACUGUAAACUGUUUCUCAUGAAUCUCCACUGAUGAAAAUAAAUAAAAAUAAAUAUAUAUAUCAGCAAUUAUCAGGUAAAAUGUACAUGAAUUAGGCCACUUUUAGAAAACUCUGGGAAAGAAAAUAAACGAGUUGCUUCAA
Poeciliopsis prolifica (blackstripe livebearer) is the source of this 4988-nucleotide messenger RNA. It is a transcript of the gene ccdc85cb, whose product is annotated as coiled-coil domain containing 85C, b. The record is from RefSeq and is a predicted model, not a curated record. NCBI's taxonomy places the organism in Eukaryota, Metazoa, Chordata, Actinopteri, Cyprinodontiformes, Poeciliidae. Bases 875 to 2095 code for a protein of 406 amino acids. The transcript is spliced from 7 exons. Gene Ontology annotation, cellular component: apical junction complex.